Ambispora leptoticha is the source of this 633-nucleotide messenger RNA. The record is from the annotation of a GenBank genome assembly. NCBI's taxonomy places the organism in Eukaryota, Fungi, Glomeromycota, Glomeromycetes, Archaeosporales, Ambisporaceae.
AUGCGUCGAACAAAGGUAUUCUCUGGUUCUUCGCACGUAGAACUUGCAAUUUCCAUAUGCGAAAAGCUUGGUAUUGGUUCUCCUGCUCCAGUCAUUCUAAAGAAGUUUUCUAAUCAGGAGACUUCAGUAGAAAUUGGUCAGUGUUGUUCAGUACGAAAUGAGGAUGUAUUUAUAAUUCAGUCGGGCUCGACACAUACUAACGAUCACCUCAUGGAAUUGCUUAUUAUGAUUUCAGCUUGUAAGGGUGCAUCAGCGAGUCGUAUAACUGCUGUUAUGCCGUAUUUUCCAUACUGUAAACAAAGUAAAAAGAAGAAGCAUCGUGGGGCUAUAACAGCGAAAAUGGUUGCCAAUUUGCUUUCAGUCGCGGGAGUAGAUCACAUUAUAACAAUGGAUCUCCAUGCAUCUCAAAUACAAGGAUUUUUUAACAAACCUGUAGAUAACCUAUAUGCGGAACCUACUAUUGCCAAAUGGAUUCAAGACACCGUUCCUGGUUAUUCGAGAGGAGUGGUAGUUAGCAAAAAUCCAGGCGGUGCUAAGAGAGUAACAUCUCUUGCUGAUCGUCUCAAACUUGAUUUUGCUAUUAUUCAUACCGAUCGAACACGCGCGUGUCAUCAAUAUUCUGUGAACUCCACU